Messenger RNA from Perognathus longimembris pacificus (Pacific pocket mouse), 3714 nucleotides. RefSeq names its product heterogeneous nuclear ribonucleoprotein U (gene Hnrnpu). NCBI's taxonomy places the organism in Eukaryota, Metazoa, Chordata, Mammalia, Rodentia, Heteromyidae. The transcript is spliced from 14 exons. Gene Ontology annotation, molecular function: RNA polymerase II cis-regulatory region sequence-specific DNA binding; transcription corepressor activity; promoter-specific chromatin binding. Gene Ontology annotation, biological process: negative regulation of transcription by RNA polymerase II; CRD-mediated mRNA stabilization; negative regulation of telomere maintenance via telomerase. Gene Ontology annotation, cellular component: nuclear matrix; kinetochore; inactive sex chromosome. The record is from RefSeq and is a predicted model, not a curated record. The coding region runs from base 185 to 2656 and encodes 823 amino acids.
UCGCGUCGGGCGAGUCUUCGCGUCUGCCUCGCGAACUCGGUGAAAGGAAUUGGCGCCGUUCGACACCAGGCGGGUCCGCUCUGCAGCACGCACCCAUCCCCAGCCGCCGCCGCCGCCGCCGCCAGGGCCCGAGGGAGCCGCGCCGAGGUCGAGCCAGCAGCCAGCGGCGACGCCGGGCCUCACCAUGAGUUCCUCGCCCGUUAAUGUCAAGAAGCUGAAGGUGUCGGAGCUGAAGGAGGAGCUCAAGAAGCGGCACCUCUCCGACAAGGGCCUCAAGGCCGACCUCAUGGACCGGCUCCAGGCCGCGCUGGACGAGGAGGCCGGCGGCCGCCCGGCCACGGAGCCCGGGAACGGCAGCCUCGACCUGGGCGGGGACGCGGCCGGGCGCUCGGGCGCGGGCCUGGAGCAGGAGGCCGCGGCGGGCGGCGACGAGGACGAGGAGGAGGAGGAGGAGGGCAUCGCCGCGCUCGACGGCGACCAGAUGGAGCUCGGCGAGGAGAACGGGGCGGCCGAGGCGGCCGAGGCGGGCGCCGGGGAGGCGGAGGAGGCGGCCUCGGAGGACGAGAACGGCGACGACCAGGGCUUCCAGGAGGGCGAGGACGAGCUGGGCGACGACGACGACGGCGCGGGCGACGAGAACGGCCACGGCGAGCAGCAGCCCCAACCGCCGGCGGCGGCGCAGCAGCCGGCCCAGCAGCAGCAGCGCGGGGCCGCCAAGGAGGCCGCGGGGAAGAGCAGCGGCCCCACCUCGCUCUUCGCGGUGACGGUGGCGCCGCCCGGGGCGAGGCAGGGCCAGCAGCAGGCGGGAGGUAAGAAGAAGGCGGAAGGCGGCGGAGGCGGCGGUCGCCCCGGGGCUCCGGCGGCGGCGGGAGACGGCAAAACAGAGCAGAAAGGCGGAGAUAAAAAGAGAGGGGUUAAAAGACCCAGAGAAGACCAUGGCCGAGGAUAUUUUGAGUACAUUGAAGAGAACAAGUACAGCAGAGCCAAGUCUCCUCAGCCACCUGUUGAAGAAGAAGACGAACACUUCGAUGACACAGUGGUUUGUCUUGAUACUUAUAAUUGUGAUCUACAUUUUAAAAUUUCAAGAGAUCGCCUCAGUGCUUCUUCCCUUACUAUGGAAAGUUUUGCUUUUCUAUGGGCUGGUGGAAGGGCAUCUUAUGGUGUGUCAAAAGGAAAAGUUUGUUUUGAGAUGAAGGUUACAGAGAAGAUCCCUGUAAGGCAUUUGUAUACAAAAGACAUUGACAUACAUGAAGUGCGGAUUGGCUGGUCACUAACCACAAGUGGAAUGUUGCUCGGUGAAGAAGAGUUUUCUUACGGGUACUCUCUAAAGGGAAUAAAGACAUGCAACUGUGAGACAGAAGAUUAUGGAGAGAAGUUUGAUGAAAAUGAUGUCAUUACAUGUUUUGCUAACUUUGAAAGUGAUGAAGUAGAACUCUCUUAUGCUAAGAAUGGACAAGAUCUUGGCAUUGCCUUCAAAAUCAGUAAGGAAGUUCUCACUGGACGGCCAAUCUUCCCACACGUUCUCUGCCACAACUGUGCAGUUGAAUUUAAUUUUGGUCAGAAGGAAAAGCCAUAUUUCCCAAUACCUGAAGACUAUACUUUCAUCCAAAAUGUCCCCUUAGAGGAUCGAGUUAGAGGACCAAAGGGGCCUGAAGAGAAGAAAGACUGCGAAGUUGUGAUGAUGAUUGGCUUGCCAGGAGCUGGUAAAACUACUUGGGUUACUAAACAUGCAUCUGAAAAUCCUGGCAAAUACAAUAUUCUUGGGACAAACACCAUUAUGGAUAAAAUGAUGGUGGCAGGCUUUAAGAAGCAAAUGGCAGAUACUGGAAAGCUGAAUACACUCUUGCAGAGAGCCCCACAGUGUCUUGGAAAGUUUAUUGAGAUUGCUGCCCGCAAGAAGCGCAAUUUCAUUCUGGAUCAGACAAAUGUGUCUGCUGCUGCCCAGAGGAGAAAAAUGUGCCUGUUUGCAGGCUUCCAGAGGAAAGCUGUUGUAGUUUGCCCAAAAGAUGAAGACUACAAGCAGAGGACACAGAAGAAAGCAGAAGUAGAGGGGAAGGACUUGCCUGAGCACGCAGUCCUCAAAAUGAAAGGAAACUUUACCUUGCCGGAGGUGGCCGAGUGCUUUGAUGAAAUAACCUAUGUUGAACUUCAGAAGGAAGAAGCCCAAAAACUUUUGGAGCAAUAUAAAGAGGAAAGCAAAAAAGCCCUUCCACCAGAAAAGAAGCAAAAUACUGGCUCAAAGAAGAGCAAUAAAAAUAAGAGCGGCAAGAACCAGUUCAACAGGGGUGGUGGCCAUAGAGGACGUGGAGGAUUCAAUAUGCGUGGUGGCAAUUUCAGAGGGGGAGCUCCUGGGAAUCGUGGUGGUUACAACAGGAGGGGCAAUAUGCCACAGCGAGGUGGUGGCGGUGGUGGAAGUGGUGGCAUUGGCUAUCCAUACCCUCGUGGCCCUGUGUUUCCUGGCCGAGGUGGCUACUCGAACAGAGGGAAUUACAAUAGAGGUGGAAUGCCCAACAGGGGAAAUUAUAACCAGAAUUUCAGAGGACGAGGAAACAAUCGUGGUUACAAAAAUCAAUCUCAGGGCUACAACCAGUGGCAGCAGGGUCAAUUCUGGGGUCAGAAGCCAUGGAGUCAGCAUUAUCACCAAGGAUAUUAUUGAAUACCCAAAUAAAACGAACUGAUACAUAUUUCUCCAAAACCUUCACAAGAAGUCGACUGUUUUCUUUAGUAGGCUAACUUUUUAAACAUUCCACAAGAGGAAGUGCCUGCGGGUUCCUUUUUUAGAAGCUUUGUGGGUUGAUUUUUUUUUUCUUUUCUUUUUUGUACAUUUUUAAUUGCAGUUUUAAAGUGAAUCGUAAGAGAACCUCAGCAUUGUGCACGAUAAGAGAAUGUGUCAGUAUUUCAGGGUUCUACAUUUUAUCUGUAAAAUGUGACUUUUUUUUAUCACAACAAAAGUAAAAUGUUGCUUUGUACCUGGUGUCUUUUAUUAAGAAUUUACUCCCCCCAUUUCUCACAGAAUAACAGUCGGGAGUCAUUGUCACAAUAUAAUAGAAAUGUUAGCAACCAGAUUCAUGUAAGGACUAGUGGUCCUCAUGAAUUUCGUAAGACUCUGUAAUGCUCAUAUUACACUCCAUCCUCUCUAGUUUGCUGGGUAAUAAGUGAAGAGGGGGUAAGAUAAAUAGUAAAUUCUGACAAAAACUGGGAAGGCCUUUUCUGUUUAAAUAACAAUGGAAUUGGUUAAUUGGGAAUGAAUGUGAAAAUUGGAAAGAAGGUGGAGAAGAUGGAGUGUAUGUAGAAGGGCUGUUAAACAAUGUAAAACUUGGUUGCAUUAUUUGUGGAGGCUCAAACUUGUGAAGGUUAAAUACCAUAAUUUUUCCAUUUGUUCUGCAUUUUGAUUCUGAAAGAAAGCUGGCUUUGCCCAUUUCUUAUUAAAAAACUUGUUGUAAAUCCAGUUGUCUAAUGGGAUCUAUAUGAAGUUAGCUAUGUCUGUAUGCCCUUCUCCCACAAAAUACUGUAUAACUAGUGUGCUUGUAGUAGUUAACUCCACCAUCUUUGUAAGCUAAUGAAAUUGUGAGUCACCCAUUUAUAUCUUAAUUUCUAAUCAUGUCAGUUUUUGAAUGGGUAUCUCCUUAGCCUGCUGAUUUCUUUUUCUUUCUAAAGAAAGUGGGUGGAGAAAUUAAUUUAGACGUUUGUUUGCAAUAAAAAGAAUUCAUUUUA